Lates calcarifer (barramundi perch) is the source of this 1632-nucleotide messenger RNA. RefSeq lists its product as uncharacterized. The record is from RefSeq and is a predicted model, not a curated record. The transcript is spliced from 10 exons. Bases 106 to 1548 code for a protein of 480 amino acids. Lineage: Eukaryota; Metazoa; Chordata; Actinopteri; Centropomidae.
AUCUGCUCUGAUCAAUCACAGACCCGUGACACGUGACCUCUCGGUGACCUCUGACCGGCUGAAAAUCCGGCUCUGUGAUUGGCUGAGCAGAACAGACAGGUGAAGAUGGCGGCUCGUGUGUCCGCGCUGCUGCUGCUACUGCUGCUGCUGCUCGGACUCUCCUCCUUCUCCGCCGGUCCCGGACCGGACUCAGAGCGCGGCAGGAUGGAGCUGUGGCGCGUGCAGACCCUCGCCUCCCAGCCCAGGUACGGAGGUUGCUGGGCGCGAGCGCUGGAGAACCUGGACACGCGCUGUAAGGACCUGACGGCGGAGAGCCAGAGCCGGAUCGCGCUGAGGUUCACACACUGUCACCUGAGCAGCUCAGGUAGAGAUUUCCCAUCAUGCCCUGAGGGGUCAGAGGUCAGCAGGUGUACAGGUGGGAUGGACGCCGUGGCCUUUAACACCUACACCGAGUUCUACACCCACACACACUCCAUCUGUCACUUCCUGCAGUCUGAGGCCUGGCAGAGCCGCGCUGAAAACACCAUGUACAGGUUGACCGAGAGCUCAGCAGGUGUGGCGGAGCAGCUUCAGUCCACCAGACAGAUGGCGGAGGAUCUAAUUGAAGCCCAGAGUGCCGCCUUACAGGCUCAGCAGGAGAUUCUGACCAAUGGAGAGGAGCUGAGAGUCACCCUGAGAGACUCCACUCAGGGCCUGCGGGCGGUGUUCUCGGAGCUCAGCAGUGUCUCCAGGGAGCAGCAGGUGGCGCUGUCUGAGCUCUUUAACAGAGUUUCCUUCCUGCAGAGUUUCCUGCUGAUGGAGACUCACAGUCUGAGCUCCUGCUGCUACAACGCUGCAGCUCUCUGCGCCGCCUUCCUCCUCACCUCCACCCAGCGCUCCUCCAGAGCCAGGUUGGUGUUGUUGGGUUUGGUGUGUCUGAAUUUCUACCUGGAGAGGAAGAUCUUCCAGUUAGUCACGAGCUCUGAUCAUCCUGAGCACCAGCACAUGGAGCUGGUGGCGGCGUACGUCGGCGCGCUGCGGCGGCUCAUGGUGUGUGUGGGCGUGUGUGUCCUGGUGUGUGUGUGUGUGCGGUACAGAGACCCGGUGCAGCAGAGUCUGCAGGUGCUGCAGCAGCUCAGAGAGACGCAGCGCGGCCUGCAGGAGGCGCUGCAGCACGCAGAGAGUUUAACAGAGAGACGGAGGAAGACGACAGAGGAGAGUCAGCUUCAGGUGAAGAGAUCAGAGAGCAGAAGAAGAAGAGAGGAGGCGCUGAGGAGGAGACAGGAGGAAAAAGGACAAGAGGAGGAGGAGGAGGAGAGCAGCACGUCGUUGUGUCUAACCACAAACGACUCACACCUGUCUCACCUCUCACACACCGGUGGGAGCUCUGACUCUCUCCUCAGAUCAGCUGACUCCGCCCUGCAGCCGUACACUACCCACAAUGCCUCAGUGAGUGCAGGCAGGCGUCCUCGUCGCUCCUCCUCCUCCUCCCUUCUGGUCUACAGCGUCCUGGUGGAGGACAAACAGCCUCGGUACAGCCUGAGGAGCCGACGAUCAGAGACUCACUGACUCCACCCAGACUCCACCCUGAUCCACAGUCAGACCUCUGCCUUUUAAACAGUUUGUAUCAAUAAAGAGUUUUAACCAGAGAAA